UAUUAGAAAACAAAUCAUUAAACAUUAGACAUGGAAAACUCUCAAUUAGUUUCGAUCACUUUCUUAGCUUACACAAUAAUCAUAUCAGUCGGCUCCAUCAACUGCAUAGACAACAACAAUCUGGUAACAAACCAAUCCGCUUUGUUCGUGUUUGGAGAUUCUGUGUUCGAUGCUGGAAACAACAACUACAUCGAUACUUUCUCUAGUGUCCGGUCUAAUUACUGGCCGUAUGGUCAAACAACAUUCAAAUCCCCUACUGGAAGAGUCUCCGACGGACGUUUGAUUCCUGAUUUCAUCGCGGAGUACGCAUGGUUACCGUUGAUCCCGCCAAAUUUACAACCAUUCAACGGUAACAACCAAUUUACCUAUGGGGUAAAUUUUGCUUCAGGUGGCGCCGGAGCUUUGGUCGGAACCUUUUCCGGAUUGGUGAUAAAUUUGAGAACACAAUUAAACAACUUCAAGAAGGUUGAAAAAAUGUUGAGGUCUAAGUUAGGAGAUGCUGAGGGGAAGAGGGUUAUCUCAAGAGCUGUUUAUCUAUUUCAUAUUGGACUCAACGAUUAUCAGUAUCCGUUCACUACAAAGUCUUCCAUUUUUCAAUCCAUUUCCAACGAGAAAUACGUCGAUUAUGUUGUUGGUAACAUGACAGACGUUUUCAAGGAAGUGUAUAAUCGAGGAAGGAAGUUUGGAUUCUUGAACACGGGACCAUACGAUUGUGCACCAGCCUCAUUGGUUAUAGACCAAACAAAGAUAGGAUCUUGUUUUCAGCCGGUCACUAAGCUGAUCAAUCUGCACAACAAGAAGCUUCUGAAUGGUUUGAGGCGGCUAAAUCAUGAACUAUCCGGAUUCAAAUACGCCCUCCACGACUAUCACACUUCCCUCUCGGAAAGAAUGAAUAAUCCUUCAAAAUACGGGUUCAAGGAGGGGAAGAAGGCAUGUUGUGGAAGCGGACCAUUGAGAGGAAUCAAUACGUGUGGAGGCCGAAUGGGACUGUCGCAAAAUUACGAGUUAUGUGAAAACGUUACAGACUAUUUGUUCUAUGAUCCUUUUCAUUUGACGGAAAAAGCUAAUCAACAGAUCGCUGAGCUGAUUUGGAGCGGACCGACCAACAUCACUGGACCCUAUAAUCUCAAAGCGCUGUUUGAACUUAACUAAAGCUCAAUAUAUAUCUCGUUUCAUCUUGCCUGGUUUUCAUUCUUUUGUGUGUAUUUAAAUUGUCACAAGAAUCUUGCAGUUUUCUUAAAUAUUUUCCUUGUCAAGUGAGGGGAAGUUAUUUGUA
This is a messenger RNA of Arabidopsis lyrata subsp. lyrata, 1276 nucleotides long. Its product is annotated as GDSL esterase/lipase 1. Gene Ontology annotation, biological process: lipid metabolic process. Lineage: Eukaryota; Viridiplantae; Streptophyta; Magnoliopsida; Brassicales; Brassicaceae. Gene Ontology annotation, molecular function: lipase activity. The record is from RefSeq and is a predicted model, not a curated record.